This is a messenger RNA of Diatraea saccharalis (sugarcane borer), 3022 nucleotides long. The record is from the annotation of a GenBank genome assembly. Lineage: Eukaryota; Metazoa; Arthropoda; Insecta; Lepidoptera; Crambidae.
AGGCAGAUGGCCAUUGUUCUUUCGGAAUAUUCUCCUAAUAUCACACAAAGACUUUUUUAUCUAAAUUAUUGAGGUAUUAUCCAAAUAUUACAUUAAACUGAUAUUAGUUAUGUCAAUAUUAUGUUGUUGCCUAAGUUAAUAAGGAAAAUAAUAGAUAAAUUCGUUAUAAACAAUAUCAGAGAUACAAAUAAACUUCAAAAUAGAAGAUUUUUCAUCUAUUCGUUCGAGACGAUCUUGAGAUUGAUUGGACGGCAAAAAAAUAAAUCCAAAAACUAGAAGGUAGAGACCAAAAAUUUCAAUUUCCGAUGAAAUCGGAUCGAGAUUGGAAUCCCUAUCCAAAAGAAAAUAAAAGUCAAAGGCGUUGUUGUCUUUGCCAAUUUGAGAGCAACAAAUAUAUGCGAAAGAUAUUUUGUUUAUUUUUUCUUCUUUAUUUUAGUCAUUCUUCUCAUAACUAUCAAUGAUUUGUCUAAUAAUUUUUGGUGAUUUAUAGGUAUUUAAUGUCUUGAAUAUUGAAAAUCAUAGGUGUCAAAAAUGAGUGACUCUGAAUUCGCUUACGGUUCAUCAUUAUCUCUCGAUUCCAUGAAAGUUAUUGCAGAAAGUGUUGGCAUAGGAAACCUCGGAGAUGAUGCUGCUAAAGAAAUAGCCGAUGACGUAUCAUAUCGGCUUAAAGUAAUCGUUCAAGAUGCUAUGAAAUUCAUGCAUCAUUCAAAGAGACAAAAGUUAUCCAUUACUGAUAUCGAUCACGCUCUCAACAUGAAAAAUAUUGAGGCUCAGUACGGCUUUAUCCAACCAGAUUCACUUCCAUUUAGAUUUGCAUCUGGUGGUGGUCGAGAACUUCAUUUUGUUGAAGAGAAAGAGAUAGAUUUAUCAGAGAUCCUAUCAGCCCCUCCUCCUAAGGUGCCAUUGGGUGUUUCAGUAAGAGCACAUUGGUUAAGUGUGGAUGGAGUACAGCCCACUGUACCAGAAAAUCCCCCUCCUUUAUGUAAAGAGGCUCAAAAGCUUGAAUCAGUUGAUCCAGUCAGUAAACUCAGCAAACCGUCUAAUGAAGAUGCUGCUGGCAAACCAAUGUGUGGCAAAGCUGCUCGUCUUAAGGCAUCAGAGUCUGUUCAUGUGAAGCAACUCGCUACACACGAACUGAGUGUUGAACAACAGUUGUACUAUAAGGAAAUAACUGAGACUUGUGUUGGGAGUGAUGAAAUUCGCCGAGUGGAAGCCUUACAAUCUUUGGCUUGUGAUCCUGGAUUACAUGAGAUGUUACCACGGAUGUGCACAUUUAUUUCUGAAGGUGUCAAAGUUAAUGUUGUCCAAAACAAUUUGGCUCUAUUGAUUUACCUUAUGAGAAUGGUAAAAGCAUUACUCGAUAAUCAGUCUUUAUACCUGGAAAAAUAUUUACACGAACUGAUACCAGCAGUGUCUACGUGUAUUGUGUCUCGACAAUUGUGCCUAAGGCCAGAAAUGGACAAUCAUUGGGCGCUUAGAGAUUUUGCAGCACGUCUGAUGGCACAAAUAUGCAAGACUUUUAACACUUCCACAAAUAACUUACAAACAAGAGUGACACGAUUAUUUGCUAAAGCUCUACAGUGUCCAUCGCAAACAAAUAACGAAACUGGUGUAGGGCCUUCUAUGGCCAGUAUGAAGGAGUCUGAGAAGACACCAUUGGCAUCACUGUAUGGUGCUGUCCAAGGAUUAGCAGAACUGGGACCUGAAGUUAUAAAGGUGUUCAUACUGCCUCGAGUGAGAUGGUUGGGCGAGCGCGUGGAGGGUGCUCUGAGCGGUAUCGGUGGCGCGGACCGGCUCGCAGCGGGCAAUCUCAAGCAGCAACUAUUGAAGGUGCUGGCACCCGUUGUCCGACAGUUGCGACAACCGCCCGACGUGCCAGACGAAUAUAAGCGUGACUACGGUUAUUUAGGGCCGAGCUUGCAACAGAUGGUUAGUAAGCUGCGCUCGUCGCCGGCAGGUGGCGCGGGCGGAGGCGCUGCAGUGGCGGUGGUCACUUGUACCCCGCCGCUGGUUCCCGCGCCCGCCCCUCCUGCCUCCCCCGCUCACCUGUCUAAACCAGUUGAAACAAUUGCUACCAGAAACGUAGUGAUUGCGUCUCCGGCACCGCAUUCUCCGGCGCCGGCGACGCCGCCUCCACAGAAAUUCGUUAUUGUCGCUUCGCAACAGAAGGCACAACCGAGUCAGUCAUCUAGCGGCACUGGACAUAUCGUCGUGCACAGCUCACAACCAGCCAUCGUUCGUAGCCAAAAUGUGCAGUCGGUGGUGGUGACGAGCGGGCCGGCGGCAGGGGCGCCGACCCAAAAAGUGGUUGUGGUCGGCAUGCCACCGCAGGCACCCGCCUCACAGUCCGGCCCUGUUAGUCAGGCUCCAGUGUCGGUAGUCGCCAAGCCUGUGUUUGCUCGCGGCGGGCCGCAGCCUCCGCAGCCGCCGCCUGAACUAGAUGAUUUAUCCCAUCUCGCCUGACAGCCGCGCAACUUCAGCCUCGCCGUAGUCAAACAGUAUACUAGGAAGAAGACGCAGUAGAUCCAAACACCGCACCUUAACAUAAAUCAUAGUUUAGGUAGAAACUGAAAUAAAAUUAACGAAAAUUAAGAUUCAUAUGUUUUAUUCAUAAAAUGGCAGUAUGGCAGCAGUUUUGACGAAUCUUUGCAUCAACAAGCAAUUAUAUCAAGAUAAUGCUAAAUCAACAAACAACUAAAGUCACUCACACAGUUAUGGAUUGACGAAUGAGUGUCGAUCAAGCGUACGAGAUAGAAGAUUGAAAUACAAAACAAUCCGAACAAAACAUUUCAUGGCAAAAUUCUUAAAAGCAGUAACCAAUAAAUAAGUGAAGUUCAACUGUGAUUAAAGCAGAAUCAUCAAAUUAGAACACUGGCGCCAUCUCUUGACAAUCAAGAGGAAUGAAGCUGUGACGUCCCUAAUGUGAGGCAGUUGUAGAAAUCCAAAGCGGGGGUAAACCUUCUACAUAGGUUUCCAUACAAACGAUUGGUGGUUUCUAUUCUAAUUUUUUCCCCUUGAUGAU